Molecule: messenger RNA, 2589 nt
Organism: Cyprinus carpio (common carp)
Lineage: Eukaryota; Metazoa; Chordata; Actinopteri; Cypriniformes; Cyprinidae
Product: BTB (POZ) domain containing 17b
Molecular function (GO): protein binding
Source: RefSeq, a predicted model, not a curated record
UUGUACAAUUUUACACUUUGGUUUUUGAUGGUUUUAUUUCUCUUUCAUGCUUUUCUAUUUAAUUUUCGAGUGGAUAUAUGGUGCAGACUGGGUAUUUAUUCACACAAUCAGUGAUUUGUGAAUGCGUUUGUUUUAUGAUGUUACUAAAUCCAUAAGGAAUCCCACAUUGUGCAAGAAUGUGCAAUGAUAUUUAUCUUCCAGUGUAUUCUUUUCCUUUAUUUGUGCUAAUACAAUAGCAAUAGCCCCCAUGUGUAGACCGCAUCCCACUCCAGACGCCCACUUCAGUCCAAACAUGCGGCCCAGUGCCACAGAUCGAUAUCAUGUAACACUGAAAGAGGAGAAACUCACAAUCAAAGCGGUUGUCAUGGCAACGGCCCAGCCGGAUUCCACCAAUCAAUGCGCUUCAUGAGGCUGAGAGAUGCUCAGCGAUGUGCCAACGUCCUACAUAAAGAGUGUGGGACAGGGAGACUGGGCAGCACACAGAGAGAGAGGCUGGAGUAAAGCAAGGAAGGACAACAUUAAUAGAGGACGAGAGAUGGUGUACUCCGGAGGAAGCGUUCCUGCCGUGGUCUGUCUGGCCAAACAAAUCUCCCAUUCCUGUCCCACAGCUGCAUUAAAGUCAGAUGUGGUGUUGGAGAACAGCGCUACCACACUGAACCAUUCAAUGGCGCUGGUGCAGCGCAUGGAGGCCCUUCUGACCCAGGGAAACGGCAGUGACGUGAUCCUGCGUGUUCAGACCUUAAACACGGACGAGGUGAAGCUCAUCCAGGUCCACUCGCUGGUGUUGACUCUACAGAGCAACGUGUUUGAUGAGCUCCUACAGACCAGAAACUCCACUGCCAUGAUCCUCAGAGAGACACCAGACUGUGCAGCUGUCUUUGACAAGUUCAUUAGGUACUUAUAUUGUGGUGACAUCACAGUGCGUCUGAACCAAGCCAUUCCUCUACACAAGCUCGCCAGCAAGUACCACGUGUGGGACCUCCAGCAGGGCCUCACCCAAUACAUGACCCAGCACCUGUCCAGCGACUCACCCACGGGUCACGUGGUGAGCUGGUACCAAUACGCCACACAGAUUGGGGAUGUGACCCUGCAGAACAGCUGCCUGCAGUACCUGUCCUGGAACCUGUUGUCGGUUCUACAGAGCGCCGAAUGGAGCUCCGUGAGCGAAGAACUCCUGCUUACUUUGCUGCAGCGUUCAGAUGUGGUUCUACAGAGUGAACUAGAGCUGUACGAAGCUCUGGAAGCCUGGAUCAACCAGAACCAGCCCUCAGUUGAGACGGCCAAGAGCGCACUCAAAGCAAUACGCUACGCAAUGAUAUCACCUCAACACUUGUUCCACCUACAGAAGAAGUCGUCUGUGAUGUUGAAAUAUUACGAAUCGGUACGUGAUCUGCUCUUCCUAGCCUUCCAGUUCCAUGCAGCCUCACCCGUCCAGCUCGCAAAGUACUUCGAUGUAAACUGCAGCCUCUUUACACCUCGUAACUAUCUGUCGCCAGCAUGGGGCUCUCCCUGGGUCAUCAACAACCCAACAAGGGAUGACCGCAGCUUUAGUUUUCAGACUCAACUUGGACCGAGCGGCUAUGAUGCUAGCAAACGCGUGACCUGGAACGCUCUUUUCUCUCCUCGUUGGCUUCCUCUAAGCGUGCGGUCUGCUUAUCCAGAGCAGGGGUCCCUGCAGCCCACUCGUACUGAUGGAGGUCGUCCGCGGAUCAUCGUCACACCGGCCACCUCGAGCCCAGACUUUGCUGGCGUCAGCUUUCAAAAGACUGUCAUCGUUUCAGCCCGGAAGCAGGGGAAGGUGGUGGUCCGACAUGUCUACAACUUCCACCAGAGCACAGAGGAGGCUGGAGACUUCUUGUUGGAAGCGGACCUGCAGCGUAGAGCAUCCGAGUACCUCAUUGACAGCUCACUCUACCUGCACAUUAUUGUGAAGCCCCUCUAUCACAGCCUCAUAGUAGCGAAAAAGUAAGAGUCUUGUUCCUCUAUCAAUGAUUUCUGAUGCCCUAUAGCUUUGAAAGCAAGUUCUACAUGUCCAAAUUUAUUUACAUUUAUGGAUUUGGUAGAUUCUUUUAUUCAAAGCAACUUAAGUUGCAUUCAAGGUACAGAUUUACAUUUUGGUUUAACACCCAUUUGGACUCAGUUUUGAUUAGCACAAAACGAAAUCAAAAGUGAAGCUACUUUCAUAGAUUUUCCUAUUGCAUUCUGGUGUGUAAUACCUAUUUUUCUCCAUUCAGUCAAUUCCCAAUGGAUAAAUUCAAAGUCCAUCCUUCUCUUUCUCAUUUAAUAUCCUGUUUCACUUUGAAAACAGGAUAUUACAGAGAUAAAAUGGGUUUUGAAUGGUUACUUCCAUAACCAGUUUUUACCAUGAUGCAUGAAAGCUCACCCUAAUUUAUUAGUACUUGGAAAUAACCAUUGUAAUAUAGAAACAUUUGACUUAAAAUUGUCAUCCCUUAAGUUGUAUGGUGAGCAUGCUGAGUGCUUUCAUAAAAAAAAAAAAAAAAAAAAAAAAAUUCUGAUUUGAUUUUUUGCUCACUUGUGUUAUAUUGCAAUUCAUGUUAAGUUUCAUUAAAAUCACAAUUUAUAAACCCA